CCUGCGGCAGCCCCCAUGGCCCACUCCCAUGAGCACUCAGCCUGUGAGGGACCUUGGAGAGGCUCUGUGUUCUCCCCCACUCAGUGACGGGGAGCUCACUACCUCGGUUUCCAGAGCUGAGAUUUCCUUUCAUGACACCUCUGCCGUUCUGACCCGAUUCUGUCCUCGGAGUCACCCCUGGAAUAGGGCAGCCCUCCUUCCACAUGGUGUUUGGAGAUAUCAAUAUAGCGCCCUCGUCUUCUCAGUGCGGACUCUUCACCCUCUCACACCAGCCCCCUGGGUCUGAUCCACUCUGCCAGGCCCUGCUUCUCCCUGUAUCAAGGGCUCAUCUCCUCACUCCUGACCCACUACCCUUGGCCUGGCCUGGCUGUGAUCUCGGCACAUUCUUUCCAUCUUAUCAGUCCUGGUUUCUGUGCCACCUGUCAUCACCCAUGGGGCUCUGUGCCCAGGCCAGAGGCACCACUGACCCCGCCUUCCUCCCCUUUAGAACAGUGUGUGGGCGGGGGUGGGGAGGAGGGCUUUGAGCUCAAUACGUCAUGGAAAGUUGCCAGGACCUGAGGACAGGGACAGGAACAAUCCGAUGGCAGCAGCAGUGGUGCUGGCGGGAUGGGGAGGGUCAGAGGGAGGGCGUGUUUACAGAUCCAGGGUUGGGGCUUAAAGCAGCCGGGAGCAGCCCCGGGGACCUGGGAGUUGGAGUUGAGAGGCCUGGACAUCUCAGGCUCCGGUUGGACAGAGACCAUUCCUGUUCAGACUCCCAUCUCUCAGGAGAGCCGGGGCUCUGGGGGGACAGGGCUGAGGCCUCAGCCCGUGUCUGGGGAAUGACGAGCCAGCUGGAGCUCACGGAGCCCAAUGGGGCACUGAACUCCGGGCCCUGGGAUGCCGAGGGCCUGGGCCCCUGGAGGGCUCCAGCUCAAAGCCCUCGAGACUCGCUGGCCUCAGAGGACUUGGAGAUGUUUGUGCGGGACCUUGAGGACUGUGACCCGUGGGAGUCUACCAGGGACCAGCUGUGCCCCAUGGCAGGGGGACCAGCUGGCCACCGGCUGGAAGACAACCCUGGCAUGCGGCGGCACCUGGUGAAGAAGCCAUCCCGAACACAGGGCGGGAGGGGCAGCCCCGGUGGCCUGGCCCCCAUCCUGCGCAGGAAGAAGAAGAAGAAGAAGCUAGACCGGAGGCCCCAUGAGGUGUUUGUGGAGCUGAACGAGCUGAUGCUGGACCGCAGCCAGGAGCCCCACUGGCGGGAGACGGCGCGCUGGAUCAAGUUUGAGGAGGACGUGGAGGAGGAGACAGAGCGCUGGGGGAAGCCCCACGUGGCCUCGCUCUCCUUCCGCAGCCUCCUGGAGCUCAGGAGGACCAUCGCCCAUGGCGCCGCCCUCCUGGACCUGGAGCAGACCACUCUGCCGGGCAUCGCGCAUCUUGUGGUGGAGACCAUGAUUGUGUCUGACCAGAUCCGGCCAGAGGACAGGGCCAGCGUCCUGCGCACCCUGCUACUAAAGCACAGCCACCCCAAUGAUGACAAGGACAGUGGCUUCUUUCCCCGAAACACUUCCAGCUCCAGUGUGAACUCGGUCAUGGGGAAUCACCACCCCACCCCCAGCCAUGGCCCUGAUGGGGCAGUGCCCACCAUGGCCGAUGACCUGGGGGAGCCAGCCCCACUCUGGCCUCACGACCCUGAUGCCAAGGAGAAGCCCCUCCAUAUGUCUGGGGGAGACAGUCACCGGGGGAAAAGCCUGAAGCUGCUGGAGAAGAUCCCCGAAGAUGCUGAGGCCACUGUGGUGCUUGUGGGCUGUGUGCCUUUCUUGGAGCAGCCGGCAGCAGCCUUUGUGCGGUUGAACGAGGCGGUGCUCUUGGAGUCUGUGCUUGAGGUCCCCGUGCCCGUCCGCUUCCUUUUCGUGAUGCUGGGGCCCCGCCACACCAGCACCGACUAUCACGAACUGGGGCGCUCCAUCGCUACCCUCAUGUCGGACAAGCUGUUUCACGAGGCUGCCUACCAGGCCGACGACCGGCAGGACCUCCUGAGCGCCAUCAGCGAGUUCCUGGACGGCAGCAUCGUGAUCCCCCCGUCGGAGGUGGAGGGCCGCGACCUGCUGCGCUCCGUGGCCGCCUUCCAGCGGGAGCUGCUGAGGAAGCGGCGGGAGCGAGAGCAGAACAAAGUGGAGAUGACCACCCGGGGAGGCUACGUGGCUCCUGGGAAAGGGCUGUCGCUGGAAUUGGGGGGCUCUGAGGCGACCCCUGAAGAUGACCCCCUGCGGCGGACCGGCUCGGUGUUUGGGGGACUUGUCCGGGACGUGAAGCGCCGCUACCCGCACUACCCCAGUGACCUGCGGGACGCUCUGCACUACCAGUGUGUGGCCGCCGUACUCUUCAUCUACUUCGCUGCCCUCAGCCCUGCCAUCACCUUCGGGGGGCUACUAGGGGAGAAGACCGAAGGGCUGAUGGGAGUGUCUGAGCUGAUCGUGUCCACGGCCGUGCUUGGAAUCCUCUUUUCUCUGCUGGGGGCCCAACCGCUGCUUGUGGUUGGCUUCUCAGGGCCACUGCUGGUCUUCGAAGAAGCCUUCUUCAAGUUCUGCCAAUCCCAUGACCUGGAGUACCUCACCGGCCGGGUGUGGGUUGGCCUCUGGCUGGUGGUCUUUGUUCUUGCUCUGGUGGCCGCUGAGGGCAGCUUCCUGGUCCGCUACAUCUCGCCUUUCACCCAGGAGAUCUUCGCCUUCCUCAUUUCUUUCAUUUUCAUCUAUGAGACCUUCUACAAACUCUAUAAGGUGUUCACGGAGCACCCACUGCUGCCGUUCUACCCCCCUGAGGGGGCAGUGGCGCCUAGGCUGGACCUGAAUGGGAGUGCUCUGCCUGCCACUGAGGGGCCACCAGGCCCGAGGAACCAGCCCAACACGGCCCUGCUGUCCCUCAUCCUCAUGCUUGGGACCUUCCUCAUCGCCUUCUUCCUGCGCAAGUUCAGGAACAGCCGCUUCCUGGGGGGCAAGGCUCGCCGCAUCAUCGGGGAUUUUGGCAUCCCCAUCUCCAUUCUGGUGAUGGUCCUGGUGGAUUACUCCAUUACAGACACCUACACACAGAAGCUGACAGUGCCCACGGGGCUCUCGGUGACCUCCCCCCAUAAGCGCACAUGGUUCAUCCCGCCUCUGGGCAGUGCCCGUCCUUUCCCGCCCUGGAUGAUGGUGGCAGCUGCUGUCCCCGCCCUGCUGGUCCUCAUCCUGAUCUUCAUGGAGACACAGAUCACUGCGCUCAUUGUCAGCCAGAAGGCACGGAGGCUGCUCAAAGGCUCCGGCUUCCACCUGGACCUGCUUCUGAUCGGCUCCCUGGGGGGACUGUGUGGGUUGUUUGGGCUGCCCUGGCUGACGGCUGCCACCGUCCGCUCAGUCACCCAUGUCAAUGCACUGACUGUCAUGCGCACCGCCAUUGCGCCUGGAGACAAGCCCCAGAUCCAGGAGGUGCGGGAGCAGCGGGUCACUGGCGUGCUCAUCUCCAGCCUCGUGGGCCUGUCCAUCGUCAUGGGGGCUGUGCUGCGCCAGAUCCCGUUGGCCGUGCUCUUUGGGAUUUUCCUGUACAUGGGGGUCACGUCGCUGUCUGGCAUCCAGCUGUCCCAGCGUCUGUUGCUCAUCUUCAUGCCAGCAAAACACCAUCCCGAGCAGCCCUAUGUAACCAAGGUGAAGACGUGGCGGAUGCACCUGUUCACCUGCAUCCAGCUGGGCUGCAUCGCCCUGCUCUGGGUGGUCAAGUCCACGGCGGCCUCGCUCGCCUUUCCCUUCCUGCUGCUGCUCACGGUGCCUCUGAGGCGUUGCCUUCUGCCCCGGAUUUUCCAGGACAGAGAGCUGCAGGCGCUGGACUCUGAAGAUGCUGAACCAAACUUCGACGAGGAUGGCCAGGAUGAGUACAACGAGCUGCAUAUGCCCGUGUGAUUCUCCGACACGGUGACCCUGAGAGACCCCGACAUCUCAGUGACUGAUACCUGGGCCCCUGUCAGAGCCCAGCCCCAAGGCGGGCGGGGGUUCCUCAUGACCCAAAGACGUGCCUGGAACCACUACUGAUGCCACGGCCAGAGGGGCCCUGACUGCCCGAGGCUCUGACCUUAUCUCACCAGGCCCCUUCACAGACCGGCACAGGCUUUGAGCUCAUUAUAACCACACCCCUCGUCUUGUGUCUGCUUCA
Molecule: messenger RNA, 4158 nt
Organism: Myotis davidii
Lineage: Eukaryota; Metazoa; Chordata; Mammalia; Chiroptera; Vespertilionidae
Gene: SLC4A3
Product: solute carrier family 4 (anion exchanger), member 3
Exons: 18
Coding region: 537-3908 (1123 amino acids)
Biological process (GO): bicarbonate transport; transmembrane transport; regulation of intracellular pH
Cellular component (GO): plasma membrane
Molecular function (GO): monoatomic anion transmembrane transporter activity; solute:inorganic anion antiporter activity
Source: RefSeq, a predicted model, not a curated record